GCUGGCCCAAACGGUCACACUUGCUGACAACAAAAUAGAAAAUAAAAACUAAUAAAACCGAUCCGCAAGCGAACUAACGAUAAUGACGAACGCCUAGCGAACCCAUUUGGACACCAAAUAACACGCACAGGCGAACAGCGACCAGGGACGACGAACAAACAACCAGGAGUUGCUGGCGUAGGUGGUUGCGGAGCGUUGCAGAGCGGUUGCAACUAUGACGAUGACCGCCUCGGAUAAAUACACGUACCAGCGUACGGUACUGUGCCUGGCUCGCGUUCUGGCCGGAAUCCAACCGACGCCCUGGGAGAAGGUUCAGACCCUUUUCCGGUAUUGCCCGCAGGAGAAUGCAGCUGGUGUCUUUUGCUUGGACACCCGGGCCCAGGAUGCGGUUAUUGCUUUGGGCAUAUACUUCCUGGAAGGUGGCUGCCAGCACGAAUCCCAGAUCGUGCCCUAUUUGCUGCGAUUGGCCAAAUGUUUGCCAAAGGCCGUCUGGAUUGAUGAUGCCCGAAGCAGCAAAAUCGAGCGAGUUCGCAUUCCCUCGGCGGAGAAGUUCAGCUUCUGUCUAAACACCCUGCUCUCGGAUAUCGCAGCCAAAUGUCCCGAUUCCCGCGAAGAGAUCAUCCUCAACCAGGUGGAGACCCUCGGGGCCCUGGCCAACAUUGUCAAGUCCAGCAGGGACAGCAGCUCUGCACCGCCUCCGAUCAUAUUAUGCAAGGCAACAGUGCCGCUGCUCUUUGGCUUGGCACGAUCGAUGGGUCGCUAUGCCAGCAACGAUCCACCGCUGUUGUGUCGCAUCUUUCCGCCAGAGCUGCUGCCCAUCCAACGCGGUUGGGGUCGCGAUGGCAAUGGUGGUUCCAGCAGCAGUGCCAGCGGUACCUGCGGUGGAUCAUUUAGCAGCAGCGAACGCCUGGCGGCCACACAUCAAUUCCGACCCAUAAUACCCCGUUCGAUGUCCGGCAGCCUGGCCCAGGCGCAGGCCCAGAGCCAUGGACAACACGACGAUGGACGCCAUCGAUACACGACGGGGAAACACAAGCCGUCGCUGCACAGCUACUUUUCGGUGCCGUAUGAUCCGCGGACACAUUUCUUCACACGUUACGGCUCCAGCUUCAACCAGUUCCCGAACAUGCGCGUCUGUGAAUCGCCAACGAAGGCCGGUCCCAGGCCUCUGUACCGAGUGCCACCGUUUCCCAUCCAGCAUCUGCAGACCAUAUUCGCAGUGUCCAAGAAACUGCUCACCAAGGACACGUUAGAGCACUUGGACGAGCAGGCCAGCGACAUCUUUUCGCUGCACCAGAUCAAGGGUUACUGCUACAAGAGCUUCUCGGAGACGUUGAACCUGGUGCUGGUCACCUUGCUGCGAGAGUUGCUGCAGCAUCAAGUGGACUUGCCGACACCGUUCACCAAGGAUGUGCAGGAGUUCGUCAAGCGGCUUUUCCUCAACGGGCAGACGGAGCUCCAGAAUAAGCAGCAGGACCAGGAGCGUGAGCGGCGCGAGGAGAACGGCAUUGCGGUGGUCAACAAGUACAAGGUCAAUGUUAUGGCGAACGCAGCCUGUGUGGACCUACUGGUUUGGGCCAUACGCGAUGAGACGGUUGACGUCGACUAUAAUGUGCCAUCCCUGCAGAAUGGCUUGCAAUUUUUAUUGAAGAAAGAGGCGGAUAAGCUGUGCGGUCGAUUGUCCCAGAAGCUCAACCUGGUGCUCAGCCACAAGAUCGUGAUGGAUCACAUGCCGCUGCUGAUGGUGUGCCUGGAGGGGUUGGGCAAGCUGGCCCAGAAGUUCCCCAAUAUAGCAGGCACUUCGAUAUCCUAUCUACGUGACUUCCUUGUGGAUCCCAGUCCCAUUCUGGGCAAGCUGCAUGCCCAUGCCAUGCAGACGUUGGCCCAGCAAAAAAAGGAGAAGGAGCUGACGCCGUUCAAGAUUGUGGUACAGCAUUCAGAUUCACGGGCUGUCGUCGAUAUCUUUGGGGAUAAUGGUACCGGAAAGGCGCCGAACAGCAGCAGCAGCACUGGACGUAGUGGUCAUGCCGCCUUCGAGGCCCUGCGAGAUGCAGCCAUUGAGAAUUUGUCCAUUGCCCUGAGAGCGGCUCAUACCUUGGAUCAGUUCUGUGUUCCAGCUCUGGUGGCCAAUGUAUCCAAUCGUCUGUUCACUGCCGAGAAGUCAGAGAGCGAAUCAAACCUGGUGAGCCUGAAUAUCAUUGUGAUGCUGGGUCAUGUGGCUGUGGCGCUAAAGGAUACCUCGAAGACUACUCAGAACAUCCUGCAGUUCUUUAUUCAGCGCUUCUGCAAGGUUCCCUCUGAGCAGAAUGCCUUGAUUGUGGACCAGCUGGGUUGCAUGAUCAUCUCGCAGUGCGAGACGCAUGUAUUUGACGAGAUCAUGAAGAUGUUCUCCCGUGUGACAGUGCAAUCAGCUUCGCUGGCGUACACCUCAGACCCGGAGCACAGGAAGCAGUUCCAUCAUGUCUCCGAUGCGGUGGUAAAUGCCUUGGGCAAUAUUGCUGCCAACAUACAGGGCGAUGCCGAGAUGCUAGAGCUGCUGGGCAAGCUGCUGGAGCUAUUCGUCCAGAUCGGAUUGGAUGGCGAGCGCAGCUACGACAAUACACCGGGCGCCCAGAAGGCCAGCUCCCGGGCCGGUAAUCUGGGCAUGCUAAUACCGGUUAUUGCGGUACUGGUGCGCCGCCUUCCGCCGAUCAAGAAUCCCCGCCAGCGUCUGCACAAGCUCUUCAAGGACUUUUGGGCCUACUGUGUCGUCAUGGGCUUCACCAAUGCCCGCCUGUGGCCUGCCGAUUGGUAUCAAGGCGUCCAGCAGAUAGCAGCCAAGUCGCCGCUUCUCAUCUCGCAGACUGCCCACAAAUCAGACAUGCGAGAGCUGAACUACACGCUGGCCAUCAAGAGUGAUUCGGUGAACGAGCUGCGCAGCCAGAUCCUUGUGCUGCUCGAGCAUUCCACGGAUAACGUGGCCACGGCCAUCAAUAAGCUGACCUUUGCCCAGUGCACUUACCUGUUGAGCGUCUAUUGGCUGGAAAUGCUGCGCGUGGAGAACGCCGACGAGCCAAGUCUGGAGCCGAUCAUGAGCUAUCUCUGCGAUACAGCUCUGCAGCGGGACAAGACGGGCAUCUGGCAGUGUGUCAAGUGCGUGGCCGACCAGGUCUUUGAAAAGUUCCGCAAUGUGCUGUAUGCCCACGACGAGAUUCGGGAAAAGGUGCUGGAGUCGCAGGCAACGCUGCUGCUGGUCUACUUCAAUCAUAUCCACAAGCCCAUUCAGGUGGUGGCCGAUCAGUAUUUGUCGUUUCUGGUGGAUCGAUUCCCUCACUUGCUUUGGAACCGCCGCGUCCUCUGGUGCAUGCUGGACAUUCUCCAGCUGCUGGCCUACUCCCUCAGCCUGGAUCCCAACGAGGAGACACCGACAUUGCGUGUGGUCUCAACGCCGUAUACCCUGCAACUGAUGGACUCGUUGCCUGCAAGAGAGUUGCGCCUGAAGGACUUUGCCGAUCGGUGUCAGGGCAUUGUAAAUGAGGCGAUGAAAUGGGCACCCAGAUCGACGCGUUCGCAUCUUCAAGAGUAUCCCAACCAAAUACCAACACCCGUGCUGGCCCACCACAGCGGCCUGGCGCUAGCCUUCGAUUCGGUUGUCAGCAGCAGUGCCAUGCAUCCCGGCACGGCUGCGGGUUCGCUGAGCAAGCGACCCAGUUGCGUCAACUCGGACACACCGCGCUUCGUGUCGGUUCUGUGUCUGCGCAGCAAGUAUGCCGGUGAGAUCAGCGGCCUGCUCUCCGUGCUGAGUGAGCGAGACAAGGCCGGACUUGCCGAUCGGCUGGUCAGCGAUGUGUGGGAGGCGUGCUCGGAGAAGAGUGAUGCCCGGCAUCGAGGAGCCCUGUGGCGAGCCACCGCCUACCUCAUCAUCUGCUCGGAAAUCGAUCGGAAGCUGCUGCAUGCGGUGGCAAGUUCGCAGCUGGAGCUGUUUACCGAAUCGGCCAUGGAAACGGCGGUGGAGUGCUGGCAAUGGGUGCUAACGGCUCGCCAGGAUCUGGAGCUGUGCUUCAUCCAAGAGAUGGUCAGUGCCUGGCAGACUACGUUCGAGAAGCGAAUGGGACUGUUUGCCUGGGAAACGGAAGUCACCCAUCCGUUGGCUGCCUACGAAGGCUGCAAGCUUGUGAGCAAGCCAAUCCUGAUCGCACCGCAUCUCAUCUGGCUGCAGCUACUCUCCGAAAUGGUGGACACGGCCAAGUAUUGCAACCGCGACAAGGUGGAGAUGUUCUGUCUGCUGCUCCAUCGCUGUCUUCCCAUACUGAAGAGCAGCCGACAGAAUCGGCAGGUCUCCACGGUCGGCUGUCGGUUCAAACUGCUGCAGUGCGGCCUGUCGCUGCUCCAAGGCAACACCAUACCCAAGUCUCUGGCGCGCAACAUCCUACGCGAGCGGAUCUACUCGAAUGCCUUGGACUAUUUCUGCGGACCGCCCACGUGUCCGAACCAAAGCAGGGAGCAGCUCCUCGAGGAUAUACUGAUACUGCUCAAGUUCUGGCAGACGAUGCGCAGCGAGAAGAAGCACCUGGUCACCUCCGAGGUGGGCGACUAUGACCUGACUAAUGCCUCCGUCAGUUCCACGCAAAUGCUGGCCGUGCGUGCCAAUCCGGAGACGGCUUCCCUGAUCAGCGGCGGCGGUGGCAUUGCCUCAGACUAUGGCCGAUCCAUGAGCACCAGCGGCAAUGCCGUCGGCAUGGGCAUGUCCAUGGGCGGCGCUGGUGGCGGAAGCAACAGCGGCUGGUACAACACGAUUCCACACUCGACGUCGACGCUGUCGAAGCGCUCGAAUCGCUCCAAGAGGCUGCAGUAUCAGAAGGAUUCGUACGACAAAGAUUACAUGAAGAAGCGCAACCUUAUACUGGAGCUGCUGGCCGUAGAGCUGGAGUUCCUUAUCACAUGGUACAAUCCCAACAGCCUUCCAGACCUCACAGUGCCAGGCGAGGAACAAAUCACCGAGUGGCGGACCCGGCCGUACAAGCCUAACGUUUGGCGUGACUAUGCCCGCCUCGCCUGGUGCUACAAUCCUGCUCUGGCCGUCUUCCUGCCGCAGCGCAUCAAGAACGCCGAGAUUAUUGACGAGGAGGUCUCUCGUCUCGUCUGCUCCGAUCCCAUUGCCGUCUGCCACAUUCCGGAGGCACUCAAGUACCUGUGCACCACCAAGAACCUGCUGCAGGAGAGUCCUGAUCUUGUGUAUAUACUCUCCUGGUCACCGGUUACGCCCAUCCAGGCGUUGGCCUACUUCUCGCGUCAGUAUCCAUCGCAUCCGCUGACGGCGCAGUAUGCCGUGAAGACCCUGUCGUCAUAUCCGGCGGAAUCGGUUCUGCCGUACAUACCGCAACUGGUGCAGGCACUCCGGCACGAUACCAUGGGCUAUGUGGUGGAGUUCAUUAAGAAUAUAUCGCGAAGAUCGCAGAUAGUGGCCCAUCAGCUGAUCUGGAACAUGCAGACGAACAUGUACAUGGAUGAGGACCAGCAGCACAGGGAUCCCAAUCUGUACGAGGCAUUGGAUCAGCUGUCGCAGAGCAUUAUAGCCUCGUUCUCGGGCGCUGCCAAGAGAUUCUACGAGCGAGAAUUCGACUUCUUUGGCAAGAUUACGGCCGUUUCGGGUGAGAUCCGUUCCUUCCCCAAGGGCAUUGAGCGGAAGAACGCCUGCUUGGCGGCGCUGAGUCGGAUUAAAGUUCAAGGCGGUUGCUAUCUACCCUCGAAUCCGGAGGCCAUGGUCCUGGACAUUGACUACAGCAGCGGCACGCCCAUGCAGAGUGCAGCCAAGGCGCCGUAUUUGGCACGUUUCCGGGUGUAUCGUUGCGGCAUCACGGAGCUGGAAACACGAGCCAUGGAGGUGUCCAAUAAUCCGAACUCCCAGGAGGAUGCCAAAAUGACGUUGGGUGUGGAGUCUUGGCAGGCUGCCAUCUUUAAGGUGGGCGACGAUGUACGGCAGGAUAUGCUGGCCCUCCAGGUGAUCACCAUCUUCAAGAACAUCUUCCAGCAGGUGGGGCUCGACCUGUUCCUGUUCCCCUAUCGCGUGGUGGCCACCGCUCCAGGGUGUGGCGUCAUUGAGUGCGUACCGAAUGCCAAGUCGAGAGACCAGCUUGGCCGGCAGACGGACAGUGGCCUGUCCGAGUAUUUCCAGCAUCAGUAUGGAGACGAGAGCUCCAAGGAGUUCCAGGCGGCGCGAGCGAACUUUGUCAAGUCGAUGGCAGCGUACUCGCUCAUUGGCUAUUUGCUGCAGAUCAAGGAUAGGCACAACGGCAACAUAAUGAUCGACAAGGAUGGCCACAUCAUACACAUAGAUUUUGGCUUUAUGUUCGAGUCAUCGCCGGGCGGCAAUAUCGGCUUCGAGCCGGACAUGAAGCUCACGGACGAAAUGGUUAUGAUCAUGGGCGGCAAAAUGGACUCACCUGCCUUUAAAUGGUUCUGCGAGCUGUGCGUCCAGGCCUUCCUCGCCGUCCGGCCGUAUCAGGAUGCCAUUGUGUCGCUCGUUUCGUUGAUGCUGGACACCGGACUGCCAUGCUUCCGGGGGCAGACGAUUAAUCUGCUGAAGCAGCGAUUUGUGGCCACCAAGAAUAACAAGGAGGCCGCUGCCCACAUGCUGUCCGUCAUCCGCAAUUCGUAUCAGAACUUCCGCACGCGUACCUACGACAUGAUCCAGUACUACCAGAACCAGAUCCCCUACUAAGAAUUAUCCGCCUCUUGUUCGUUCGCUCGUUGUUUGUUCGUUGUUUGGCCAAAAGGAAACCCAGUUCCAAUUCCCGUCCCAAUUCCCCCGCCUGGCGACACUUCUUACACCGUAUUAUUAUUAUUUUUCACCUUGUAUUUCCCGUAUACUCCAAUUGUGUGUUUGUCUCCUUGUUUACUUUGUUUCCGCGUACUUAUAAGAUGUUGAACUUUACCAAGAUUUUACGACGCAUACAUACGUUAUUAUACAAUAUUUAUAAAUAUUAAAUCAAUUAUAGGGCAAUAUGUUAUAAAGUGGUAAAAACAAA
Messenger RNA from Drosophila serrata, 7007 nucleotides. RefSeq names its product phosphatidylinositol 4-kinase III alpha (gene Pi4KIIIalpha). The record is from RefSeq and is a predicted model, not a curated record. NCBI's taxonomy places the organism in Eukaryota, Metazoa, Arthropoda, Insecta, Diptera, Drosophilidae. Gene Ontology annotation, molecular function: 1-phosphatidylinositol 4-kinase activity. Gene Ontology annotation, cellular component: plasma membrane; cytoplasm. Gene Ontology annotation, biological process: phosphatidylinositol phosphate biosynthetic process; phosphatidylinositol-mediated signaling.